UUGUGUUUCGAUAAAAUUGUCGAUAAAGCUAUAGUUUCGGCUCAUGGCUCGCGUCUGUUAUCACAAUAAUUGGUGUAAUAAUAACUUACAAAAUGUUGCAACAUCGUAUAAAAUAUGCUCAAUCGUGUUGCUAAAAACGUAUAUGCUUAAUGAUUUUAUGCUCAAUCGUGCUCUCCCGACGAACACAAACACAUUGAAAAUGUUGUGAUCUGCUUAAUUAGAUUGAAGUACAUUAAUAUACAUUAAUAACUAUAUAUCUUUUCAGUAAAUUUCUAAUCCAUUUUUUAAUAAUGUAUUUACUAUUUACAUUAAAAUAAAUCAAUCCGUACAAAGUUUUUAUUUGUAGGGAAUCUUAAUAAUAACAUAUUCGUAUUCUAAUUUCAAAGUGUGAUUGAAUACUACAAUUUUAAAUAUAUUUUUUUUAAAUACGCUUGUUCACUUUUAAUUCAGCAUAGAUACAAAACUACAGCAAUUACUAUACAAAUGUUUUUAUUCUUUUUUUGUUAUUUUUAAUUAAUGAAUGAUAUGCGUAUAGUAUAUGAAAAAUUGAACACUAAACAGUAAACAAGAUGGUAUUACAAGCAAAAGAUCCAUCAAAAAAUCUUGCACCAUUGACAAUAGUCGAUGACUCGAAUUCGGCCGAUGUUCCGAAUUUGAAAGGUGACUGGCAUAACAUUUUUGUAUUAGUAUUGCUGUACACAAUGCAAGGCAUAGCAGGUUUGGGAUUAUCUGUAGGAAUUCCGGCACUUUUGCAAAUCAACAAAAAUGUGACUUAUAAAGACCAGGCUUUAUUUAGUAUGGUUACAUGGCCUUUUAAUUUAAAAAUGAUGUGGGCACCAUUAGUAGAUGCGUUAUAUGUACAAAAGAUUGGAAGACGAAAAUCUUGGCUAAUACCAGUUCAAUAUUUAAUCGGAGGAUGCUUUAUUUAUAUGGGCAAAAAUAUUGAUGAGUGGUUGCCAGAAACAGGAAAACCUGACAUACUGAAAAUGUUUUACUUGAUUUUCUUCGUUUCAAUUUUGGUAGCUACACAGGAUAUAGUCGUUGACGCUUGGGCACUAACAAUGCUAAAGAAGAAUAACGUGGUAUAUGCAUCAACUUGCAAUGCAGUGGGCGUAUUGUCGGGUAUAAUGAUUAGCUCUUUAUUUCUCACUGUGUUCACAUCAGAAGAUUUUUGUAACAAGUAUCUUCGAUUUGCACCGGCUACAGGAGGAGUAGUGACCAAGGCAUAUUUAUUUUAUUUUUGGGCUGUCUUGUUUAUUUUAAUAUCAACAUUGAUUGCCAUCUUCAAAAAAGAAAAAGAUAACAGGUUAGAGAACAACUACGUACAGCUCAACAUUAUUCAAAAUUAUUUACUGGUAUUAGAUAUUUUAAAGACACCUAGUAUCUGGGUAUUGUCAAUUGCGUUGUUGACAACGGAGAUUGGAUUUGCUGCAGCUGACCAAAGUUUGUUGAUUUUAAAACUCAUUGAUGCCGGAUUACCAAAAGACAUUGUUAUGGUUAUAAUCUCAUCAAUGUAUAUAGUUAAGAUUAUUACUCCAAUCCUCUUAUCAAAAUACACUUCAGGACCAAAACCAAUGAGCGUAUACUUAAAAGUAACACCAUUCAGAAUUAUUUGGAGCAUUACGUUUGUUAUAUUUAUAUAUUAUACAACAAAAUUCACUACAACUAAUGGAAAAAUAGAUUUUCCGAUAUAUUAUUAUGUAAUAUUAAUAUUUUUAUUCAUAAUAAAUAAUAGUUUACUCAUAACUACGAAAGUGGCUAAAUUUACUUUGUUCAAUCGGAUAAGUGAUCCUCGUUACGGCGGUACUUAUAUGACAUUAUGGAACACUCUUUCAUAUUUUAGUAUGUUUUCGUCGACUACAAUUGCGAUAUUUCUGAUCGAUAUUUUAACAUUCAAAGAAUGUUCAUCAGAUUAUAAUAAUGAUUGUUCUACACCAAAUCUAAGCAACACUUGUAAAUCUAAUGGAGGUAGUUGUACUGUAAAGGUUGACGGUUAUUACACUGAAUCAGCUCUGUUUAUACUGUUUGGGAUUGGAUGGUACUACAUAUAUUUUCAAAAAAACUCUUAUAAAUGUUCAAGUUAAGAGCUUUUCUCAUUGGAUGGUCAAUGUGGAGAAUAAUAAAGUGAUGAGAAAUGAAAUAACUAAGUAAAAAAUGGUUGAAAAUUCAUAAUGAAAGUUAUUAUUAUGUACAUUGAUUUAUUAUUAUACGUCUAAUAAUUAAUUUUAAUUUUUCGAUAUUUUUUCAUAAUAUAAUAUAAUAUCAUUGUAUAUCAUUAUGAUUGUAAUUGUUUUGUACCGUGCCUUGUAGAGUGCGGACUGUAUUUUUUGGUUGCCGUGCGUUCGCUUGUGGUGUUCGCUGUGUUAUUUCCGUACGCUUCAACUGUGCAAAAUCUGCCCUUGGUGGGUCUUACUACAGUAGUCACGUAGGCAAAUAGGUCCCAAAAUGUUCAAGUCUGCCCUGGGUGGGUCUUGCUACAGCUAGGUGCCGUAUAUUCAGAACGUCCCGAAACCACGCAAGUCUGCCUGGGUGGGUCUUGCUACGGUCGAGGUAGGACUGAAUACUGACUGAUUUUGUGUUCCGCACUGGUAUUUAUAGGCGGCGGCAAUGUGUAAUCGCCGAAGCCGCCCGCGUUUGUCUUGUGAUUGGUUAUUGCGGUCGUAACUACGCCCUCCGUGACCUGUGAUUCGUUAAAGCUCUUGCAGCCACGUCCACCGUAGACUGUGAUUCGUUGGCGUCUGAAGAUACGCGAACCCUGGCCUGUGAUUGGCUAAAGCGCGCGAAUAUACGCGUACUCUGGCCUGUGAUUCGCUAAAGCGCGUAGGUGCGUCCCCGUUCUGUCAUAGAACACGGAACCGGCCGUUUUGUAAAGUGUGGCACCAUAGCCAGCGUACAGACCCGGGCUCCUCCGGCGCAGAGCGUGAGGGUCGCCGAACGUUUUGUCUUUGCUCACCGUGAGCCCUUAUGCCGUUACUGAUGUAAUGAACAUUUAUGACACAGUACAUAGAUUCGGCCCCUUACAGUCGGCGGGAGGUUAGUAGCUCACCUGUACGUCUCCCGACGCGCGACGUCAAACGUUCCCGUUGCAGCGUUUUAUUCGCGGCGAUCGACCAGACAGAGUGCCGACUGACUGUAAUCCGAAUCUCAUGCUGUUGUGCAACGUAUUUUGGCCAACGGCCCGGUACAAAAUAAUAUAUAUGUUAAACAGAGAAUAUACCUAUAUAUUUGUGGAGAAACAUAUAAUACUUAUCGGGGAAUACGACGACGCGUGGCGCGAACAGUUAUUAUAUCUAAUUAAAACAUUUUAAACCCUGGAGUUGUUUUAGUAUGCUUCAUUUAUAUGAGUAACAAUAUCGAUGAUUGGUUUACAAAAACGCGAAACCGGACAUACUAAAAGUAGUAAUUGUAGUUUUCUUAGCGCAAAUCUUAGCUGCCACAUACGAUAUAGUACCUAGUCAAAGGUUGGGCAUUGACAAUGUUGAAGAAGUUGGUGUUAUUGUUAACUUUUUUGAUUUCCAUUAUAAAUUAAAUAUAUGUAUAUAUUUAAUUUUGAUACUUCACAGGAAUAACUUUGGCUAUGCGUCUACUUGCAAUGCAACGGGUGAAGGGAUGGGCAUAAUGAUAAGUUCUGCGUUUUCUGUCUUAUUGACGUUAGAAGACUUAAGCAACGAGUACUUGCGGAUCAGGUUAAACAUACGAGGGCUUUUCACUUUGUGGAUCACCGGGAACAACCGAUGGAACACUGGAUGCUAUGACACAGCCUCCGACGAGCUGACCACAGCAGUCGAUGUCGACGAAAGCGCCGUCGAGUACACCAGUGUGACAGUCAGAUUAAUUAUUAAUUUUUGUGACGACUGAAAUGAAACUAAUUUAGAAUUUAAAAUAAUUUUGUAGAUACUUGAGUAUUUAAAACUACUGCUGAUUUCUCCAACAUUUAAUACUUUAAUUUGGUGAAGUUCUAACCAAACUUCAUUCCCAAAUUUAUCAUCAGUUGAAAUGAAAUAUCUAGGUAUUCCUGCACUCGUCCGUUUGCUCUAAGCGCAUGUUCUCAAAAGCAGGAAAAAAUGUUACCAAGGGGAGAUAUAGUCUUGGUCCUGUAUCUGUAGAAAAAUUAGGAUUUCUACAUUAUAAAAUAUAAUUAUUAAUUAAUGAUAAUAUAUUUUAAAAAUAAAUAACAAAUAUGUAUUAUGUAUA
Aphis gossypii (cotton aphid) is the source of this 4194-nucleotide messenger RNA. RefSeq names its product acetyl-coenzyme A transporter 1-like. NCBI's taxonomy places the organism in Eukaryota, Metazoa, Arthropoda, Insecta, Hemiptera, Aphididae. Gene Ontology annotation, cellular component: membrane. The transcript has 9 exons. The coding region runs from base 570 to 2084 and encodes 504 amino acids. Gene Ontology annotation, molecular function: acetyl-CoA transmembrane transporter activity. The record is from RefSeq and is a predicted model, not a curated record.